GAAGACGACUUCUACUGGCGAAAAUUGAUUUAUGCAAUGGAUCCAAAAUCCUCUAGUCUCUACUAAUCAAAGACGAAAAGAUACAACAAAGUUGCUGACUUCAGAGACGUUAAACUUCCAGAGAUAGAAUGAAAAUUCAAUAUAAAAUGCGUUAUAAAAGAAAUCCUCUCUGGCUUUAUGCUUUCAAACCAAUGAUGUAUUGUUUCAAACGUUUUCCGUAUCGUCUUUUUGAUUAUUUUGGUCUGGCCCAGGCAUGGAGCUAGAUAGCAAUUUGCUAGUUGCUACGGGGAAGUGGGGAAGGGAUUGAAAACGGUGUAACUUCAGAUAGAGUUUGUACGAUGGCAUCGCAGCCUCCUCCUAAACCGUGGGAAAGGCGGAUUCCAGGAGCAGCCAUGAGUGCACCAGUCAACUAUCGAUCGACUGACUUUGCCCCACCAGGUCCCUCCACCUUCGGCCUCUCUGGCCCCGCCGGCCCUCCCGUCUUGACCCGCAUGGUGCCCCCGGUCCCCCCUCGCCCUGUCCAGUCUGUCCAGUCCUACCGUCCCUCCUACGGCUCCUUCCCCGGCUCCUCAUACAGCCCCUACGGUAGCGCCAGCCUCUAUGGUGGAGGCUACAGCCCCUACAGUGGUGGCUACGGCAUGGGAGGGGGGCUCGGUGGCGGCCUUGGUGGGAGCCUGGGAUACAGCCGCUUCGGCCAAACCGGUGGUGAAGAUGUGGCGCCCAGUCGGUUUGUCCAACAGGCAGAGGAGAGCAGCCGCGGCGCCUUCCAGUCCAUCGAGAGCAUCGUCCAGGCCUUCACCUCGGUCAGCAUGAUGAUGGACGCCACAUUCUCAGCCGUCUACAACAGCUUCCGAGCCGUGCUGGAUGUAGCCAACCACCUGACACGGUUACGGAUGCACUUUACCAAGGUUCUGUCGGCCUUCGCCCUGGUGCGUACUCUGCGCUACCUGUACCGCCGCAUACAGAGGAUGCUGGGGCUGAGGCGGGACGGUGAGGUGGAGGACCUGUGGGCAGACAGUGAAGGAGCUGCUCUGGCGACUAGAGGGUCUGGAGCCGCAAUGGAAGACCCCAUUGCCGGAGCGGUCAAGUCUUGGCCCAUCUUCCUGUUUCUGGCCGUGGUCCUAGGAGGGCCCUAUCUCAUCUGGAAGCUGCUGAGCUCCGCCCAGGGGCCCGAGGAGAGCGUCACCAACUGGGCUAGUGGGGAGGAUGACCAUGUGGUUGCCAGGGCGGAGUAUGACUUCACAGCUGCGUCGGAGGAGGAGCUCUCGCUGAAUGCUGGAGACAUGCUCAACCUGGCUCCUAAAGAGCAACAGCCCAGGGUACGUGGGUGGCUGCUGGCCAGCGUGGACGGCCAGACCACGGGCCUCAUCCCUGCCAACUACGUCAAGGUCCUGGGGAAGAGGAGAGGCAGGAAGCACGCUGAGCUGGAGAGGCUGGCCCAGGUUCAGGCCCAGCCAGGGAACCCACUGGGCACCACCCUCCAAGCCCCCCAGCCUAACCUGGCUACGGGCCCAGUGCCAACUGUAGCCCCAGGCUUGGUUUCAGGCCUAGGCCCAGCCGGAUCCGUCCCAGUAACUAUCCCAGAGGAGCUGCUGGAGUGCGUGUAUAGGGAAACACCAGCCGUUUACAGCAGCCUGGGUCUGGGGGGACCCCGGAGUCUGGGUGUAGUGCCCAGCACCAGUACAGCUUCAAGCACAGUGCUCACCAUACCAGAGAAGAUUGACCUGUGAUGUCUGACUUUGUGUGUUUUCACACACAUCCGUUGAGGCUGUAUGUGGUUUGUUGAUGAACUGUUCGGUGUAGCUCGGUCACGUCCAGCGGUGGGAAACCAGUUGCUCUUCAUCCAGAGGCUGAUUCAUGUUUAUAAUUCAGUGGGUUUGGUUUUACGUUUCAUCUGCCUGUAAGCAAUUAGUGAGGUUGGUAUAUGAGGUAUUAAGUACCUGGAUAAAGGAAAAGUGGGUAUCUGUCAGAUAUACUUGACAUGAGUGUUUGGAGAACACUAUCUGGUUUGGGUGUCAUGUCAGUGGGUGUCCAUACCAGCCUAUACCUAUCCUACUAGCCUAGUCAGUGCUGUCACACUAUGUUUUAGCCCAAUAAUGAUGCAUAUGUAAAUGUUUUUGAUAUAGAUGUAUUUAAUUAACAGUCAAUAACCGGAACGAGUACAUUAAAAUCAAAUUAAGUGCGCUAAUAGAUUAUGCAAAUAGUUGGGAGAAUAUUGCAUCGUUUUGACGUUGACAGGACAAAG
Molecule: messenger RNA, 2245 nt
Organism: Coregonus clupeaformis (lake whitefish)
Lineage: Eukaryota; Metazoa; Chordata; Actinopteri; Salmoniformes; Salmonidae
Gene: pex13
Product: peroxisomal biogenesis factor 13
Exons: 4
Coding region: 339-1730 (463 amino acids)
Biological process (GO): protein import into peroxisome matrix, docking
Cellular component (GO): peroxisomal importomer complex; peroxisomal membrane; peroxisome
Molecular function (GO): protein binding
Source: RefSeq, a predicted model, not a curated record